Messenger RNA from Saprolegnia diclina VS20, 1185 nucleotides. RefSeq lists its product as hypothetical. Gene Ontology annotation, biological process: positive regulation of GTPase activity; endoplasmic reticulum to Golgi vesicle-mediated transport. Gene Ontology annotation, cellular component: endoplasmic reticulum membrane. Gene Ontology annotation, molecular function: GTPase activator activity. The transcript has 6 exons. Lineage: Eukaryota; Oomycota; Saprolegniomycetes; Saprolegniales; Saprolegniaceae. The record is from RefSeq and is a predicted model, not a curated record. The coding region runs from base 1 to 1185 and encodes 394 amino acids.
AUGCUUGCCGCACUGCGCAAGGCAGCCCGCGGUCUCGGGGUGCCGGGGCCAGCUGACGAGCCCAAGGAUGGGCACCGCCAGAAGAUCCUUGCGACGCUCAAGCACUAUGAGAAUGCACUUGCAUCGGCUGCGUCGCCCGAGGAGGCCAAGGCCGCUCAGGACCGCCUCAUGGCCACGUGGCGCCGCCUCGCGCUCGCGCCCGGCGGGUUUCUCACGCGGGAGCUGCGCAAGCGCAUUUGGCCGAUCCUCUUGGGCUUCACGCCCGAGUCGCUCGAAACGUUCUUCGUCGACCACCGCCUCAAGCCACAAGUGCCGGGGUACCGCCACCGCGCCCACCCGGACGACGACCAGGUGCAGCGCGACGUCGAUCGGUCGCUCAACCCCGACAUGUGGCACGACGCGUCGACGCUGCACAACCGGCGAAAGCGGCGCAAGUCGCUCUACUCGCUCGUCCACGCCGUGCUCUGCAGCGCCGAAGCGGACAACGUCGAGCUGCAUUACUACCAAGGCUUCCACGACGUCGCGGCGGUCUUUCUCUUGACGACAGGCGUGCAUGCAGCGACGCCACUGCUGGUGCGCGCAAGUGCCACGUACUUUCAAGAGCCAAUGCGCACCAACUUUGACUCGGUGCUCGCGAUCUUCAGCGUCCUCUACCCGCUACUGCAGACGCAGGACACGGAGCUGUACGGGCACAUUAUGGCGUCCGGGGUGGACCCGUACUUUGCACUGCCAUGGGUCAUUACGUGGUUUGCACACCAUGUCAAGGCCUUCGACGACGUGUGCCGCCUGUACGACAUCCUGCUCUGCUCGCACCCGCUCUUCUCCAUGUACCUCUCGGCCGCGCUCGUCUUGCACCACCGCGCGCGCCUCCUACAGUGUCCUUGUGACUACGCCGAGAUGCACUCGGUCCUCUCCAAGCUCGUCCACAGCAUGCCGAUCGAAGGCAUUGUCGUGCCGCCAACCCAGCUCCUCGAGAUGAGCCGCCUCGCGAACGGCGACAAGAUCCCGCAGAGCUGCUAUACGACGUACCCGUUUCCGCAUCAAUCGGCUGUCACGGAGAUGCCGACUGCGCCCACGCCGUGGCUGGAGGCGUUGGCACCUCGCCAUAUGCAGCUUGCCCUCGCGUCCAUGGCGCUAGCUGUGCUCGCGUCCGUGCUCGCCAUGCCCCUCUUGGACCAGCUAUGA